This is a messenger RNA of Phacochoerus africanus (Common warthog), 4907 nucleotides long. RefSeq names its product guanylate cyclase 1 soluble subunit alpha 2 (gene GUCY1A2). The transcript has 8 exons. Gene Ontology annotation, biological process: cGMP biosynthetic process; response to oxygen levels. Gene Ontology annotation, molecular function: heme binding; guanylate cyclase activity. Gene Ontology annotation, cellular component: guanylate cyclase complex, soluble. The coding region runs from base 358 to 2571 and encodes 737 amino acids. Lineage: Eukaryota; Metazoa; Chordata; Mammalia; Artiodactyla; Suidae. The record is from RefSeq and is a predicted model, not a curated record.
GGGCCGCAGCCUCCGCGCCCCGCCGCCCGCGGUCACACACUCGGAGCCUUCCCGCGAGCGGGAGAGAGCCCACAGCGAUGCGCCCAGGCCGGCGGUGAGGCGGAGGCGCGGGAGCAGCAGCCGCAGCGGCGGUGACCGCGGCCGAAUCCGGACCCCAAGGUGCCGCGGCGCCCCAAGUUCCCGCCAUGAACAGUCGGCUCUGGAUGCUCCACGGCUCUGGGAACUCCCGCCCGGCGGAGCACGACCACAACGCCUCGCGGCCCCGACACUCCUAACGCCGCCCUUCGCGGGUCCCGCGGCCGCCGCCUCCCGCGUCCCCGCCGCCUCCUCUUCGGCCGGCGCAGCGCCACCAGCAGCAUGUCUCGAAGGAAGAUUUCGUCCGAGUCCUUCAGCUCCCUGGGCUCUGACUACCUGGAGACCAGCCCGGAAGAGGAGGGGGAGUGCCCCUUGUCUAGGCUCUGCUGGAACGGCAGCCGCAGCCCGCCAGGGCCUCUGGAGCCCAGCGAGGCGGCUGCCGCCGCCCCGGCCCUGGCAUCCUCCACCAUUGCCGCUGCCGCUGCCGCUGCCGCUGCCACCGCCGCCAGCUCCACGGCAGGGGCUAGGAGAACGCAGCGCCGGAGGCGGGUCAACCUGGACUCGCUGGGUGAGAGCAUCAGCCGCCUGACGGCGCCCUCGCCCCAGAUGAUACAGCAGACUCUUAAGAGGACAUUGCAGUAUUAUGAGCACCAAGUUACUGGUUAUAGGGAUGCAGAAAAGAAUUUCUACAAUAUCUCUAACAGAUGCUCCUAUGCAGACCAUUCCAACAAAGAGGACAUUGAAGAGGUCUUGGGAAUUCUUCAGUGUACUGCUAAUGUACUCGGUUUGAAGUUUGAAGAAAUUCAAGAAAGAUUUGGUGAGGAGUUCUUUAAUAUAUGCUUUGAUGAGAAUGAAAGAGUUCUUCGAGCUGUAGGUGGCACGUUGCAGGACUUUUUUAAUGGCUUUGAUGCUUUAUUGGAACACAUUAGAACUUCUUUUGGAAAACAGGCCACUCUGGAGUCUCCGUCAUUCCUAUGCAAAGAGCUCCCUGAAGGUACUCUUAUGCUUCACUACUUCCACCCUCACCAUAUUGUGGGAUUUGCAAUGCUUGGGAUGAUUAAAGCUGCAGGAAAGAAGAUCUAUCGGCUGGAUGUAGAAGUUGAUCAGGUUGCAAAUGAGAAACUGUGCUCAGAUGGUUCAAACCCAGGCAACUGUAGCUGUCUUUCUUUCCUUAUCAAACAAUGUGAAAAUACUAAUAUCACGAAGAACCUUCCACAGGGAACCUCCCAAGUUCCUGCAGACCUGAGAAUUAGCAUCAACACCUUCUGCAGAGCCUUCCCUUUCCACUUGAUGUUUGACCCCCACAUGUCAGUCCUUCAGCUGGGAGAAGGACUAAGGAAACAGCUCCGAUGUGACACUCACAAAGUGCUUAUGUUUGAGGACUGCUUCGAGAUCGUUUCUCCAAAGAUUAAUGCCACCUUUGAAAGGGUCCUGCUGCGACUGUCUACUCCGUUUGUGAUCAGGACCAAGCCUGAGGCUUCUGGCACUGAGAAUAAAGAAAAGGUGAUGGAAGUGAAAGGACAAAUGAUCCAUGUCCCAGAAUCAAAUUCCAUUUUGUUCUUGGGUUCUCCAUGUGUGGACAAGUUGGAUGAACUUAUGGGACGAGGACUGCAUCUCUCGGACAUCCCUAUCCAUGAUGCGACCCGAGAUGUCAUUUUGGUUGGCGAGCAAGCAAAGGCCCAGGAUGGCUUGAAGAAGAGAAUGGAUAAAUUAAAAGCAACUUUGGAAAGAACUCACCAGGCCCUAGAAGAAGAGAAAAAAAAGACAGUGGAUCUUCUAUAUUCUAUUUUCCCUGGUGAUGUAGCCCAGCAGUUGUGGCAAGGCCAGCAAGUGCAGGCCAGAAAGUUUGAUGAUGUCACCAUGCUCUUUUCAGACAUUGUUGGCUUCACAGCCAUAUGUGCCCAGUGUACCCCCAUGCAGGUGAUCAGCAUGCUGAAUGAACUGUACACAAGAUUUGACCACCAAUGUGGAUUUUUGGAUAUUUAUAAGGUGGAAACAAUAGGUGAUGCAUACUGUGUUGCUGCAGGGCUCCACAGAAAAAGCCUUUGCCAUGCUAAACCCAUUGCUCUGAUGGCCCUGAAGAUGAUGGAACUUUCAGAAGAGGUGCUGACACCUGAUGGAAGACCAAUUCAGAUGAGGAUAGGCAUUCACUCGGGCUCUGUGCUGGCUGGAGUUGUUGGAGUGAGAAUGCCACGAUACUGCUUGUUUGGAAAUAAUGUCACUCUGGCAAGCAAAUUUGAAUCGGGAAGUCACCCUCGACGCAUCAAUGUCAGCCCAACCACUUACCAGUUAUUAAAACGAGAAGAAAGUUUCACAUUUAUUCCUCGAUCCCGUGAAGAGCUUCCAGACAACUUUCCAAAGGAAAUCCCUGGGAUCUGCUAUUUCCUGGAGGUAAGAACUGGUCCUAAGCAGCCAAAACCUUCUCUUUCUUCUUCAAGAAUAAAAAAGGUUUCCUACAACAUUGGCACCAUGUUCCUCCGGGAGACAAGCCUCUGAGACUUGCUGCAGAUCAAAGACUCCUCCAAAAAGCACAAGCCCAGAACAUGGGUCAUGACAGGAAAAUGGAGAGAUUGUUUUUCUUUCACUGCUUUGUUGAGAACAAGCUGUGGAAUUUCUGUUAUGUCAGGCAAUAAUCCUAGGAAAAGGUGGAUGAUGACUGUCAAUAAAAACACUGGAGGGCAAGGGGGAAAUAAGAUGUGUCCAUUCUUAUGAAUGUUUUUGGAUGACGAGUACAGGCAUCUUUCAAAACUAAUCAAUAAAUAGGUUCCAUGUCUUCUUGUUUGUCACAUGUAAAGGUAUCUUUAUCUAUAUAUUUGUAUCACUUUUGAGAGUCAGUUUUGAUUAUAUAUUCCUACAUUUAGUGCGUUGGUAUAAGAGGAAUAUUUUCUAAUUUUGUUUUUUCUGAACAGACAUUUCAUACAUGUAUCAUGGCAGUGUGGUAAACUUCCCAGCAGGAAAAAACUGUAAUUCAGCAAAAUAUUUUAGGGAUAUUACCUAUUUUUAUACAUAUCUCUUCUAGAUAACUACAUUUCACACAGCAUUAUUAGAUUUUCAGAAUCUACUACUGUGUAUUUGGUAUACUAUGUAACUCUAACCUGUUAGUUGAAUAUAGUUUAACUAAUUAAGAGAGAUUAGUGCUUGGACUGAAAAUACAUAUAACCUAGGAUUUCAGAUGCUGGAAAAGCAUUGUAUAUCUGCUUAGUAAAUAUAUGUUUUAGAUUUGGUUAAUGUAGCAUAGAAUCCAGAUGAAAUCAGAUUUCCUAAUAGCAAUAUACAUAUCUGUAACCAAAAUUAAAGGUUUUUCUGUCAUCUUCUAACAAGUAUCAAUGAAAAUAAAAUGCUUUGCUACCUUAGAAACUUUUCAAUUUAGCACUUCUAAAUAUAAAUAGUUUUUACAAUGUACUAAACUGCGUUCUAAUUAACAGCAUCCUACUAAAUAACAAGGUAGUCCACCCUCCUCCCCUGCCCCUCAUCUUCCUCAAUGAAUGCCUCCUAAGUGCAAACUGCCACACUUAGGAACAAAUUCCUAGAUACUGGCAUUAGUGAGAAAGAGGUGUAGGAUAUUUUGCAGAGAAUGUUGUUUCUUCUUACAUAAUAAAAGGAAGGAAAAAUACUAUAUUUUAUGGCUUUGAGAUUAAAAACAAAUGUUCUUCUGCAGUUUGUUUGAUGUGACUUUUUAAUUAGUGAAUCACCUUCAUUAACUAACUAACUUUCAGAACUAGUAAUCACCAUAGUUACAGAUAAGUUUCCAUCGCAUGUUCUAGAAAGUAGGCCUGUUCUCGUAAUUAACAGUGCAUGAAAAUAUUACAGACUCACCCUGAAAUUAGGAGCACAGUGUGUCUAGAGUUUUCCUGUAUUGGACCAGAUAUAAACCUGUUUCAUUUAUUUCCUUGAAAUCUUGGGGUGGCCAUUUUCUUACUCCAUUAAGUAUAUUCAUUGGUCGCUUAUGUCUACUGAGUACAAUAUAUUUCUUUUUCUGAUUAGAAAUUUUUGCUGCAUUAUCAUUUAGUUAUGAUGUAACUCAGCUAAUGAGCAUAAUAACUAGUUUCCAAUGGUGUCUGUGAGGAUUAUUAAUGUUUUUCAUGCUCUAAGUGUGUAGCUAAAAAAAAUUUUAGAUAUGGAAAUUAUUGUUAUAAUGAUGAUCAUUUUUUAUGAUUGUUGAACUCUGUUCUCUUCCUGGGGCACAAAUGCAACACUCUUCGUGUGGAGACAGGACCUGGACCCUGAGCUCUCUGAAUCCUUGCCCAUCCUUUUUUCCCUGGGUAUAGGUGUCUAUUUUUAACCACAUGUGGACAAGAAGGCAAGGGUGUUUACAGGAGGCUGUGUAGGCUGAAGACAAGUUGCUUUCAUGGGAAUGAUUACUUACAAAAGAAUUGCUUUAGGGGACUGAGUGAUUUAACUCACUUCCUUCAUAGGGAAUAGAGGGCAACUUUACAGAUAGUGUGGAAAGAACAGGGUCUUGGAGCACUUCCUUCCUCCUGCUGAGAGUAGGAAAUACCUUAGCUGUGCUGAUGGGCUUCUUAUAGCACAGGAGCAUGGGGAGAGAACCAAGCUCACUGAAGUCAUUUAUGCUUGUUCUGCACAGUAAUUUAAAGCUUACUAUAGUAAAUCAUAAAUGUUUUGGUGGUAAACAGUGUAUUUGUAAUCUUGAGAUUGAAAGGGACUUCUAGGAAUCAUCCAAUCUAUUUCUCUGCUUUUGUAAAAAUUUGUCUAAGUACCUCUUCUAAGUGUAUGGUUAUUCUCUUUAUACUUAAAAAUACCUGUGGGAAGGAUAUUUUAAAAUCGUCCUUGAAAAUCCUGUUCGUUAUUUAGUACUUGGUGAUAUGACCUUG